AAACACACUCACUCUCACACACAGGCAGCAAGUGAUUGGCACCAGGCUAUCCAUCAGCUUGUAUUUGGAUAUUGGGCUUUGGGAGCCACUGUUGGCUCGCCUUCUCGGUUGGAAUGGGCAACAUUUUAUCCUGUAUUACAAAGAAGGAACGCCGAUUGAGGAAACCCACGAACAAGUCGAGAGAUCAAUGGGAACAACCAACACGGGAGAUUUAUGCCAAGGUACAGAAGAAGCCAGCAACUGAGCUGAAGGAAGCCGAUCCCAUCCCAAAGGCGAAAACACAUUUAGUGCAGGAAACGAAAGAAAAUGAUAAAGAAGACAUAGAAUCAAAACUAUGCUACUACCCCAUUAAGGAGUGGGAUCAAAGCGGGGUGAAGCUGGAAGAUCUAGGGAAGAUGAUUCAUUGCUCCAAGGUUAAAAUUUGCCGUCAGCCCUGCAAGGAUAUUAAUAACAGGUGUUUGAUAUUAUUUCAAAACCUCCUGCUUAUUCUCUCUGAGGAUCCCCAUGGCUUCACAUACCAGGGUACACUCCCUUUAGCAGGGAUUACAGUAAAUGACAUGGACAACACUGAUAGCAGUUCAGAGCUGCACCAUGCAUUUCAAAUUACAGGUCCUCUGCUGCAUCCCUUUACAGUUUACUGUUCCACGGAGAAAGAGGUGAAGGAGUGGCUGUAUUAUCUCAACAAGCAAAGACAAGUGAGCAGCAAGACUGCAGAUUCCCCUCGAGCACAAACGUGCACAGGGCUUGAUCGCAACUCACUGGGGCAAUAUGCUAAAAGUGUUGAUCUGAGGACGUUAAUUCUGAACCGACCAAUUCAGGGAGGUGAAAGGACUCACAUCAACUCGCUGGGCAAUGUCAUCUGGAUAUCAGAGAACAAAUUACAGCAUUUGCCCUUUCAGGACCAACAUGACCGUCUUCUGGUUCUCUUCCCAACGACGCUACUGAUUCUGGCUGAAGAAAAUCAUGUCCUACAUUAUAAGGGAGAACUUCCACUUAAUGCCAUAACGAUAUUUGAACAGGGUGAAUCUGCCAGUGAUUCACAUGCACUGCUGAUAGAAGGUAAAAUGAUCAACCAAAUCAUAGUGUCGUCACAAAAUAGAACAGCUCACCAGAAAUUGAUACAUCACCUGAAUGCUGCAGGGGUCACAGUGCAAAGAGCUUCCAUCGUUAAUAAAGGACGCAAUUACAAACAUUCUCCACAGUGCAGAGAUCAGUUUGCAGACAAGGUCAAUCCUUCACUGGGAUCACUCCGGCAUGAUGACAGCCCGAGGUCAGUGUACGGAGUAUUCACAUUUCCCCAGAAACCAGUCGAAAUGAUUUCCAUAUCAGAAGACUUACCCACGCUGGUUACUACGAAUACAACACAUCCAAAGAACCCUCCUGAUUAUGCUGAGCCUUACACACCUCCUCCAAUGAGACUCUCCGCACCAGCUGAACCUUUCACGCUUAAUUCAUCUGCACACAAGCACAGCUCUUCGCCCCUGCCAAUCCGCAGAAGCAGUAUGAGGUUCUCGGGGCAAAAUGUCCUUGCCCUGUCCCAGCCUCCACCUUCGACGUCAGAAAAUGCACUUACUGCUGAAAAUCGCUUGUCCUUGGGCUAUACUGAUCCCUUUCCAGCUUUGAAAAUGCAGCCAGCAGGUUCUGGGGGCAGAUCCUCCCAUCAAAAUAUGGUCAACAGUCAAGGUUCAUCAAAACAUCUGCAGUCAAGAAACUUCAGGACAUCAGGAACCAAUAUUUCCAGCUUGCCUCCUGUUUCGUUGGAGCCCGGCAGCAUCACAAUCGCCGAUUCACCGAGCGAGGAAAAUUUGAACAAUGCUCUGUCUCCAACGUACACCGUACCUUACAUGCCAUUUAGAUUACAGCCAGCCCCACCCGCAAGGCCUGCUUGGCUCAGAGAGCCCGUGUCCAGGCACAAUUCUUCACCGUUACCAGGUGGAAGGGCAGAUCAGAACGUACCUCUUCGAAAGACACUUGCGUUGUCACAGCCACCGACCAGGUCCAAUGGCAGUUUUGGAAAGAAUCUGUAUCCAUUCCCACCCAGGCGUCUUGGUGUCCCUUCAUCACCUCUGUAUGCUGAACCGUUCACAGCUGCCAAGAAGCAAUUCACGCCAUCUUCAGGCAGGCUGUCUGCUGUGGGGGCCGUCAGCAAACCGAAUGGAUUAUUGGUGAGGGACCAGUGGAGUAACAUGCAUCUGUCAUUGGGGUCUGUACCCCGCUCUUCGCUACCAUCAUGUUCCGUGUCUGAGAGCAGUUCCUGUUCACUUGUCGAUGAAAUGCCCUUGGCUGACCCUCUAUCUCCACCAUAUGCAGAACCGUAUCAUCCACAGCUAGUGUCUCAUGCUGACCAUUUCUGGAUGAGAGAGGAAGUAUCGCGGAGAGGAAGCGCUGGUUUUCCUAUCCAUUGUUCAAAAGGUGACUCCUCUGAAUAUUACGCAGUUAUACAACUUUUAGACAGCUACCAAGAAGGCAAGAACAUAAGCUGGUACAGUGACGACAGUAGAAUGUCUUUAACGUCGUCAGAACACACCUACGCAGAACUCGAAAGCCCCCAAGAUGAAUCUGACGACAGGUUUUGGGAUUUCGACUUCAAGCAACAAGAAAUCCCCCAUCUUUCUGCCCAGACCCUGAUGAAGCUACGACAGCGGGGGAUAGUUGAGUCAAGACUACCAGGAAGGUCGCACAGAUGGUCGUGAACACCUUCUGGAAUCUUGCGCUCUGCCAUAUUUUUGGAAUACUGUCCCAUUUUGAUCGUGAAUGGGAUAGGGCGGAGUACCUUGUGGUUUACUGCCUGAUAUUGCGGCCUAAUGUCAACACCGUUGCUGAGACUUCAAGGAGAGGUUCUAACAAUCUUUGAAGCAUUUCCUAGACCUGUGGAAAUCAGUCAUUUAAAUAACCAGGAACUAGUCAAGAUGAUGAUUUCUGGACACCCAGUCAAUGUUACCAGUCCAUCACACUGUACCCAGAAGAAGUAAUCACUUGAGCUUUGUUGUCUUCAGUUCUAGACUAUGUAAAGCUCAAAACACUUGCAAUACCUGUGGAAAGAAUAUAUAUGAUAUGAGCUGGUCUCAUGUCAUCACCUUGUGUUUCAAUUAUAUUAACGUUGUCAUGCGAUUGUAUUUUUAAUAUUUUCAUUUGUUUUGUAAAUCCUGAAUGUUAACUGCAGCUUAUGUAUAAAAGGACGCUGUGAUUAUCUUAACUGACUGAACGUUAAUAAUUUUUCUGAAAGGUGUUUGCAACAAGCUCUGUACAG
Molecule: messenger RNA, 3250 nt
Organism: Hemiscyllium ocellatum (epaulette shark)
Lineage: Eukaryota; Metazoa; Chordata; Chondrichthyes; Orectolobiformes; Hemiscylliidae
Gene: plekhn1
Product: pleckstrin homology domain containing, family N member 1
Exons: 18
Coding region: 114-2693 (859 amino acids)
Biological process (GO): positive regulation of apoptotic process; 3'-UTR-mediated mRNA destabilization; response to hypoxia
Cellular component (GO): cytoskeleton; mitochondrial membrane
Molecular function (GO): phosphatidylserine binding; phosphatidylinositol phosphate binding; cardiolipin binding
Source: RefSeq, a predicted model, not a curated record